UCUAUGAGUCUCACCUUGUCUGUAAAGUCUACAAGGGAUCACAGCAGAUCUUAUACCUCCUCCAACCCUCCAUGUCUCCCCACAUAGAAAGAGAUAGAGAGAGAUAGAUAGAUAGAGAGAGAGAGAGAGAGCUGAAAGAUGGAUGAAAGAUCCCAAGGCAUGGAUUUUAUUCCUCCAGAUCUUCCUAUCUUCCCUUUACAACAAACCCAUGAGCUGUUCUUCCAAGCCUCUUCUACUUCUGGUCAGCAACAACCAGACCCACAACAACAUACACUGCCCUUUCCUCCUUCACUAGAUUUCACUGAUCUCCCCCUCAAACUCGAUAUAUCCAAAGGAGGAAGGCGAAAGCCUUUCGCAACUCCCAACUCUUCUGUUGAAACCUCUAAUGAGAAGAAGAAGAAAAAGAUUGUACACAGAGAUGUAGAGAGGCAAAGAAGGCAAGAAAUGGCUAGUCUCUAUGCAUCACUUCGAUCUCAACUCCCUAUAGAAUAUAUCAAGGGAAAGCGCUCUAUCUCUGAUCACAUGAAUGAGGCUACGAAAUACAUAGGAGACCUAGGGAAGAGAAUCCAAGAGCUUAGUGAGAAGAGAGAGAGGCUCAAAAAGAUGCCCAAUUCAGGCCCUCCAGACGCCGUCUCCGACAAUUGUUUGCCGGUGGACACCAUUACAGUCCAACCUUGUUGGGGUGGAGUGGAGGUUGUUAUCAGCAGUGGAUUGAGGAAUGAAGAGUUUCCAUUGUCAAGGGUGAUGAGAGUGCUGGUGGACCAAGGGUUUAGUAUAAUUAGCUGUGUCUCUACUACUGUGAAUGAGAGGUCACUUCACACAAUUCAGUCCGAGGUCAGCGAUAUAAGAACAGUGGAUCUAUCAGGACUGCAACAGAAGCUGAAUGAUUUUAUUGCAUCCUCUUCGAGUUAGGGUUCCAUUGAGUUCAUUGGACAACUUUUCUUACACUACCAUGAUAUGACCAUUGAUCGAUGGAUCGAUCGAAACCUGGUUUUUUCCUUCUAUCUCUCAAUUCUUGAAACUGAAGGGUGUUUUUUCUUGGUGGAUAUUAGAGUUUCACCGUUCUCACAGCCAUCAGAUCGAACUGCGAAUGUCGACAGUGUUUGAUAGUUUGUGGUCCUAUUCAUCGGAGGAUAGAUGUGGAAGAUAUAUACCAGACAUCCUUCAAUGAUCAUUGUACAUAGCUUCCUUCUUAUGAUUGUACAUUUCAAUAAGAAGUGCAAAUCCACUUUGGAUAUUAUUGGAUUUUCCUACACAUUUUUAGGUUUAGUGGCUUAAUUUUUCACCCAAAUAUGAACAAAUUAUAGGAGCUUCAUCUAGAAAGUCUGUCAUCACAUGUCAGGUUCUAGGGUUUUCAACUAGAACCUGAGCUUGUGAUAUCUCAUUUUAUGCUGAACUAAUUUCUUCCUCCACAAACAAAAUCAUAUAUAUCUCAGCAUGCAAUUGUUUUUCGGGGAUUUUCGAUACCAUUGUUCUUCCUUUCUAUCUUUAUUCAAGUGAAUUGGGAGUACUCAACCUCAAAUGCUGUUCUUCCAAAACCCAGA
This is a messenger RNA of Macadamia integrifolia, 1544 nucleotides long. RefSeq names its product transcription factor bHLH120-like. The transcript has 3 exons. Gene Ontology annotation, biological process: regulation of transcription by RNA polymerase II. The record is from RefSeq and is a predicted model, not a curated record. The coding region runs from base 139 to 912 and encodes 257 amino acids. Gene Ontology annotation, cellular component: RNA polymerase II transcription regulator complex. Gene Ontology annotation, molecular function: protein dimerization activity; RNA polymerase II transcription regulatory region sequence-specific DNA binding; DNA-binding transcription factor activity, RNA polymerase II-specific. Lineage: Eukaryota; Viridiplantae; Streptophyta; Magnoliopsida; Proteales; Proteaceae.